Insectozyma verbasci is the source of this 1488-nucleotide messenger RNA. Lineage: Eukaryota; Fungi; Ascomycota; Pichiomycetes; Serinales; Debaryomycetaceae. The record is from the annotation of a GenBank genome assembly.
AUGAGUUUAACAUUAGAUCAAUUAGAUUAUUUAAAGAAUACAAUAAUUGAACGAGAAUUUGAAAUUGAUUUAUUAAAUGCUUAUGUGAAUAAGGACCCAUUAAUACUGUCUUCAUGUACUAUAAUAUAUGGAUAUAAAUCAAUUGGUAAAACAUUUACAACUUUAAAGUUUUUAGAGACCUUGGGAGUUGAUUUUUCAGUUAUAAAUUGUGAUGUUUGUUUAAAUAAAUUAUCAUUAUUGAGAAAAUGUUAUGAUAUAAUAGUGGAGAAAACAGUAGGUAAUAAAAAGAAGAAACAUCAUGAAAUUCCAUUAAUUAAUAGUGUCGCAGCUUUAAUUUCGGCAAUUGAAGUAUUACCUAACAUUGACGAUACUCAUCACUUUUUCGUGUUAGAUCGAUUUGAUAAAUGUUUUGAAACUACAAAUGAGUUAUUAGCUUCAUUUUCCAAAUUACGAGAAAGUUCAAGUAUAAAAUCAAUAUCAAUAAUUGUAAUUUUAGAAGGAAAUAUACCAAAUGAAGUAGUUACUUUUUCGUUACCCAAAAUAUAUUUUAAACCAUAUAAAGAAGAACAACUUAUAAAGAUACUACAGAUGGAUGAAUUGAGUGGGAAUGAUUUGGAAAGUGGUGAAGAAUUAUUUAAUCAAUUUGUAAAAUUGAUAGUUAACGCAUUUUAUCAAUAUACGGGAUCUGAUUUGACUAAGUUGUAUGAUGUGAUGCAUAAAUUAUGGCCAAGAUUUAUUGAACCUGUUGAAAGUGGUAGAAUUAACUCAAAUGAGUUGGUUAAAUUGUACCAAGAGAAUAUUGAAUUAUUUAUAAAUGAAAAUGUUUUAUGUAAUUGGGAUAUCAUAGAUUUUGCAAUUAAAUUAAUCGAAGAAGACACUAAUAAUGACGAUAAAGAAACUGAAAAUGAUUUGAUAACUGAAGGUGGUGGGAAUGUUCAUGAUUUACCUACUCAUUCUAAAUUUUUCCUAAUUGCUUCAUAUUUAGCUUCAUAUGGACAUCCUAAAAAUGACUUACAUAAAUAUUCAAAAGUUAAAGUUGUGAAAUAUAAACAAAGACAUUCAUCACCAACUAAAUCACCAAAGAAGAAAUUACACAUGACUAAAGGUGAUAUUGAUUCACGAAUGUUAUCCGCUGCUCAUUGUGAUUUAGAAAGAAUAUUAGCUAUUUUGAAUGUCAUUUAUAAAAAUCAUUCUAUUUCAUUAAAUCACUCAGAUAAGGAAAAUCUAUUAUAUAUCGAUGAUGAAAUUGUUGAUAAUGAAGAAAAGAAAGAAGUUGAAAAAUCUAAAUUUACAUUAACUAAAAAUAUUGAUUUAAAUAGUCAAGUUGCAACAUUAUAUUCAUUAGGAUUUUUAAGUAAAACUGCAUCUUCCGAUAUUUUAGGUGCUAGAGUUAGAUGGAAAUGUAAUCUUAAUUGGAAAACAGCAGCUAGAUUAGCUAAAUCAAUUGAUGUACCAAUUAAUGAUUAUUUAAUGGAUGAAUUUAAUUAA